AGUCCCACGUCGAUCAUUGUGCGGAAUCUCAUUAUAAAGUCCCUGUACUCUGUAGCCACUCCCAAAUCUACGAGCUGUGGUUUUCAUCUCUUCUCGUUUCUAUCACCCAACCUAAGCAACUAUGGCCAGAAAAUUCUUCGUCGGCGGCAACUGGAAAUGCAAUGGAACAACUGAGGAGGUGAAGAAGAUUGUCACCAUUUUGAACGAAGCUGAGGUCCCUUCUGAGGAUGUUGUAGAGGUUGUUGUGAGCCCUCCCUUUGUAUUUCUUCCAAAGGUAAAAGGUAUACUGAGACCUGACUUCCAGGUUGCAGCACAAAACUGUUGGGUUCGCAAAGGUGGUGCUUUUACUGGAGAAGUUAGUGCUGAGAUGCUGGUGAAUUUAUGUGUACCGUGGGUCAUUCUAGGCCAUUCUGAACGAAGAUCGCUUUUACAUGAAUCAAAUGAGUUUGUUGGGGAUAAAGUUGCAUAUGCACUUUCUCAAGGUUUAAAAGUGAUUGCUUGCAUUGGUGAGACACUUGAGCAGAGAGAAUCAGGAUCCACAAUGGAUGUUGUUGCUGCACAAACAAAAGCAAUAGCAGACAAAGUAACCAACUGGGCUAAUGUUGUUUUGGCUUAUGAGCCAGUAUGGGCCAUCGGUACAGGGAAGGUUGCAACACCUGCUCAGGCUCAAGAGGUCCAUUUGGAAUUGAGGAAGUGGCUUCAUGACAAUGUCAGUGCUGAUGUUGCAGCCUCAACAAGAAUUAUCUACGGAGGUUCUGUAAAUGGAGCAAACUGCAAAGAGUUGUCUGCAAAACCAGAUGUUGAUGGAUUUUUGGUUGGUGGAGCUUCUCUUAAGCCGGAAUUCAUUGACAUAAUCAAGUCCGCCACUGUCAAGAAGGAGUGAUUGAGGUCCACUGAAAUCUGUCGAGUUACUUGAAUGCCCUUUUAUCUAACUCGGUGCAACCAUUGUUAGCUGUUUUUCUGUUUAUUGGCCCUUGCUUGCCCAAGGAAAAGGAAUAAGCCAGUCCUUUAUUAUCGGCCUUUAUCCUAAACCAAGGAUUUAUGACCUAUGUAGUUUUGAGGGUGUUUUGUUUUGUAUGCAAUUGUUUUAUUUUUCCUUCAUUUGAGUCCUCCUCUUACAUGUAUUGAGCAAGGUCCUCAGUCCUGUUGGCAUUGAGGUUUUGGUGCUUGAAGUAGAAUAAGGACAAAGAUGUGUAGUUAAUUGACAUGGCAAAUUAUUUUGAAUCCCUGGGGGCAGGCAUGACAGGGUUUAGUUGUAUCCUUCAAUGUUGUAAAACAAGGUGAUUGUGCUA
This is a messenger RNA of Manihot esculenta (cassava), 1292 nucleotides long. Its product is annotated as triosephosphate isomerase, cytosolic. Gene Ontology annotation, molecular function: triose-phosphate isomerase activity. The transcript is spliced from 9 exons. Gene Ontology annotation, cellular component: cytosol. Gene Ontology annotation, biological process: gluconeogenesis; glycolytic process; glycerol catabolic process. Bases 122 to 883 code for a protein of 253 amino acids. The record is from RefSeq and is a predicted model, not a curated record. Lineage: Eukaryota; Viridiplantae; Streptophyta; Magnoliopsida; Malpighiales; Euphorbiaceae.